AUGGUUGUCAAGAAACAUGACUUGGAGGCGGCCUUGUACGCGGAGAAACAGGACAUCAAUGCCGGACGACUAAAGGACGACAACCCGCUCGACCUCAGCGAAACCUUUCGGGUAUUCUGCGAAGCAUGCAGAAGAGGCGACUUGAAGGUCUGCCAGGAGAAGAUCACAGAGGGCGUCAAUAUCAAUGCGAGGGAUAGAUUCGACUACACGCCAUUGAUUCUGGCUAGCCUCUGCGGCCACUUCGAAGUCGUACAGCUUCUCCUCGAGUCCGGCGCCCUCUGCGAGCGAGACACCUUCCAAGGCGAGCGCUGCCUCUACAACGCACUUAACGACCGCAUACGCAACCUGCUCCUGUCCUACGAUUACUCCAAGAGCACAGAUCCGCUGCAGCCGCUGGCGGCGCAUAUCACGUCCCUCCUUACUCGCGAACACCCUAAGACGUCCGAUGUCGCGCUCGUCACUGCGGACAAAACGUUCCACCUGCACAAGUUCGUGCUUUCGGCGCGAUCGCCAUACUUUGCGAAGAAGCUUGCGGCAAAUCCGGAUAGCACAUCCUUCAAGCUGGCAAACACUGUCCCGCCGCAAUCAUUCGAGGUCGCAGUGCGGUACCUAUACCUGCAGGAAGUGGCAGCGGACUUAGGGGAUGGCGAGGAAGAGCAGGCCGUACUGACAGGGAUUGACAAGCUCAGCCGGCAGCUGGAGAUAGACAGACUCUUCGAGAGCAUAUUGGAGGGUGGUGACAGGCGGCUAGCUCGGCAACGGAGAACAGAAGAAGUCAACCGGGGCCGAGACCAGCUGCACACGUGGUUCCAGCAGAAUGUGCUGAGGCAUAAGAUCACGGUUGCAACCAGCAAAGCAGACAGCGUACGAUGGGAUCGCAACAAUGGCGUCUUCGCUGACGUCCUGCUGCGGGCAGACGAAGAUGCAGACGAAGAGGAGGAUGAAGCAGAACGGCCCGCUCCGCCAACCGUCCGGCAGACUUCCGGCCCCCUGAACGGUAUUCCCAUAGGCCCAAUGUCAUAUCCUUCCCGCUCGCCCUCGCGAACCCGCUCAUCCCGCAAAUCUGUCCUCUUCCCCGCGCACCGCGCGAUGCUCCUCCGCUCCGAAUUCUUCUCGACCAUGUUCUCCUCCUCCUUCCGCGAAGCGCAGUCAACGCUCUACCUGCAAAUUAUCCCCAUAGACUGCUCCCCCGCUGUCCUCGAAGUCGUGCUCACGUACCUGUAUACCGAGAAAGCGGACUUCGGGCUCAGCAUUGCCAUCGACGUGCUGCACGCCGCAGACAUGCUGUUCAUCGAGAAGCUGAAGGCGCGGGCGGCGGUCAUCAUCAGCACGUUGGGGAACGGGGGCGCCAGUGUUGUCGAGGCUGAGAACCCGAGGGGCGAGACGGAUAUUGAGGAGGUGGUGGAUAUCUAUGAUGUUGUGAGGGCCGGAUGGGAUACGAGGGUGCACAGGCUCGAGGAAUUUGGGGCGCGGUAUAUUGCGUACAGGCUUGAGCGGUUUAUCGACGAGGAGGAUUUUGCGGAGCUGGUUAGAGAGAGCGCGAAUAGGAUUCAGGCUAGGCAGGAGACGGAUACGGUCGAGUUGGUCGACGACAUCCGCUACUACCUCUCCGAGCGUUUCCGCCUCCGCUUCGAAGAUGCUGGCCUCGACGAAAUGAUGGACGAAUCUCCCGAGCCCCAUCUCCAACCCUCCGAUCCAGGAUAUAUUGACACCUGCGACGAGGGGUCGGAGGGAGAACUGUACGCGGCAGACAUGGAACAGAUGCUAGCGGGAGGCGCCGUCAGGACGCUGGAUGGCGAGGUUGCGGGGGAUGAGUUCACGCAGGACGCGAUCAACUAUCAGAUCUUGCUGGGGAAGAUCGACCGGUUGCUUGACCGGCUGAGGUUGGAUGCUUAG
Molecule: messenger RNA, 1896 nt
Organism: Coniosporium apollinis CBS 100218
Lineage: Eukaryota; Fungi; Ascomycota; Dothideomycetes
Exons: 3
Coding region: 1-1896 (631 amino acids)
Cellular component (GO): cytoplasm; ubiquitin ligase complex
Molecular function (GO): protein binding
Source: RefSeq, a predicted model, not a curated record